Myxocyprinus asiaticus (Chinese sucker) is the source of this 2575-nucleotide messenger RNA. It is a transcript of the gene trap1, whose product is annotated as TNF receptor-associated protein 1. Lineage: Eukaryota; Metazoa; Chordata; Actinopteri; Cypriniformes; Catostomidae. Gene Ontology annotation, molecular function: ATP binding; ATP hydrolysis activity; ATP-dependent protein folding chaperone. The coding region runs from base 63 to 2219 and encodes 718 amino acids. Gene Ontology annotation, cellular component: mitochondrial inner membrane. Gene Ontology annotation, biological process: protein folding. The transcript is spliced from 18 exons. The record is from RefSeq and is a predicted model, not a curated record.
CUCACUGUACGCCUGUCACGCCGAAGAUUCUAGGCUCUAUAGGUCAAACUACAGCAGCAGAAAUGAUCCGAUCAUUAACUUUACUCAAACACUCUUUGAAUCUCUCUCAACGGGCCAAUGUCAGGCUGUUUUCUUCCAACAGAGGGAUAAGAAACAGAAUAGUACCAGCGACAUUCAGUGGAGUUGAUACUAAUGGCAGGCAUCAGUUGUAUCACUCCAGACCCACCGGAGUCUGGAGCUCGACUUUUACUGGUGCCAGUGUGGCUCAUCGCGGUUACAGUACCCAACAGGCGGAGACUGUAGAGGAGGAGACCCUCCACAGCAUCAUCAGUGACACCGAGAACGUUCAAGGAUCCUUCUCCAAACACGAGUUCCAAGCGGAGACGAAGAAACUGCUUGAUAUUGUGGCCAGAUCGCUGUACUCUGAGAAAGAGGUGUUCAUCAGGGAGCUCAUCUCUAACGGCAGUGACGCUCUGGAGAAACUACGGCACAAGCUGAUGACAGCAGGUGGAGAAACGGCACCGAUGGAGAUUCAUCUUCGGACUGAUGCAGCCAAAGGCACCUUCACCAUUCAGGAUACAGGUGUUGGGAUGAAUAAAGAGGAGCUGGUUGCUAAUCUGGGUACCAUCGCUCGAUCCGGCUCUAAGGCGUUUCUGGAUGCUCUUCAGAAUCAAGCAGAGGCCAGCAGCUCUAUCAUUGGUCAGUUUGGUGUGGGCUUCUACUCCGCCUUCAUGGUGGCUGAUAAAGUGGAUGUUUAUUCUCAGUCUGCUGAACCAGGAGCUCCUGGAUACAAGUGGUCCUCAGACGGUUCUGGAUUGUUUGAGAUCGCAGAAGCUUCAGGAGUUCGUCAGGGAACCAAGAUCGUGCUCCACCUCAAGGACGACUGCAAAGAGUUUUCCUCCGAAGACCGCGUCAAAGAGGUUGUGACUAAAUACAGCAACUUUGUCAGUUUUCCCAUUUUUCUGAACGGACGAAGACUAAACACCCUACAGGCUCUGUGGAUGAUGGAGCCGAAAGACAUCAGCGAGUGGCAGCACGAGGAGUUUUAUCGUUACGUGGCUCAAGCUCAUGAUAAACCGCGCUACACGCUGCACUACCGCGCAGACGCUCCGCUCAAUAUCCGCAGCAUCUUCUAUGUGCCAGAGAUGAAGCCCUCUAUGUUUGACGUGAGUCGUGAGAUGGGAUCCAGUGUUGCUCUGUACAGCAGGAAGGUUCUGAUCCAAACCAAGUCCACAGACAUCCUGCCCAAGUGGCUGCGCUUCCUGAGAGGUGUUGUGGACAGUGAAGAUAUUCCUUUAAACCUCAGCAGAGAACUGCUGCAGGAAAGUGCCCUGAUCAGGAAACUGAGGGAUGUCUUACAGCAGCGUGUCAUUCGGUUCUUGCUGGACCAGAGUAAGAAAGAUCCAGAAAAAUACGCUCGCUUCUUUGACGACUACGGGCUGUUUAUGCGCGAGGGCAUCGUGACCACCGCGGAGCAGAGUGUCAAGGAGGACAUUGCCAAGCUGUUGCGUUUCGAGUCGUCAGCACUUCCUGUGGGUCAGCAGACCAGUCUGAUGGAAUACACCUCUCGUAUGAAGGCGGGAACCAGGAACAUUUACUAUCUGUGUGCACCGAACCGCCACCUGGCCGAACACUCACCGUACUUUGAGGCCAUGAAACAGAAAGAUAUGGAGGUUCUGUUUUGCUUCGAGCAGUUCGAUGAACUCACACUGCUUCACCUCAGAGAGUUCGACAGGAAGAAACUCAUUUCAGCCGAGACUGACAUCGUUGUAGAUCAUUACAAAGAGGAGAAAUUCCAAGACGCAAAACCAGCAUCAGAGCGGUUGACUGAACAGCAGGCAGAAGAUCUGCUGGCCUGGAUGAAGAACUCACUCGGACAGAGAGUCGCCAACAUCAAGGUGACCCCACGUCUGGACACGCACCCGGCCAUGAUCACAGUGCUAGAGAUGGGCGCCGCUCGACACAUCCUGCGCACACAGCAGCUCGCCCGCAACUCAGAGGAGAGAGCACAAUUACUGCAGCCCACACUGGAGAUCAACGCCGGACAUGACCUCAUCAAGAAGCUUCACGCACUGAAGGACUCGAACCCUGAGCUCGCACAGAUGCUGCUUGACCAGAUUUACGAUAACGCCAUGAUCACCGCUGGCCUCAAUGAAGACCCUCGUCCGAUGAUCUCCCGUCUGAACCAGCUUCUUACUCAAGCGCUGGAGAAACACUGAACUCACUCUACUGGACUCUUGUUUUGCCAUCAUUAGACUGUGCUGUGUGUGGGGGGCGUUCACUCACCAUUGCUGCAGACGCCACUGUCGAUCUGUUUAUAUGAAGACUUGAGAGAAUCUUUGUGCAGGUGUGACAUGGUUGGAGACACACUUCACCGCUGAUAAGAGACUAUUGUUUGCUAUUUCUUCAUCUGUGGUCAACCUGUAUGCGACACUGAACAAAGAUUGGAGAGAAAUUCAGCAGUUUGUGACACCUGAACCAGUGUUAUGAAAUGAUUGGGGGAAAAAAACAAACUAAAGUACUUUUUCAUAACUCCAAAACUAACUAAAAUCAAAUAAAAAUGAUCUGGAAUUCA